Chlorocebus sabaeus (green monkey) is the source of this 3354-nucleotide messenger RNA. Lineage: Eukaryota; Metazoa; Chordata; Mammalia; Primates; Cercopithecidae. The record is from RefSeq and is a predicted model, not a curated record.
CAGCUCCGCCCUCGCCGGCCCCGCUCUGCCUGCCGGCGGGGCGCGCCUUGUGGCCCAGGCCCGGAACCCUCCCCGGCCGCGCGCCCUAUGUAAGGCCGGCCGCGGCGGGACCAAAGCGACCAAGGCGGCAGUGUCAGCUCGCGAGCCUACCCUCGGCGGACGGUCUUGGGUAGCUCGCUGCCAGGCUCGCCCGGUAGGUUGCGGGUGCCCCGCGCGCACGCGCAAAGCCCUCCGCGUCCCGCGAUCCCAGGCCGCGCUCUGUGGGCCUCUGAGGGCGGCAUGCGGGACUACGACGAGGUGACCGCCUUCCUGGGCGAGUGGGGGCCUUUCCAGCGCCUCAUCUUCUUCCUGCUCAGCGCCAGCAUCAUCCCUAAUGGCUUCACCGGCCUGUCCUCCGUGUUCCUGAUAGCGACCCCGGAGCACCGCUGCCGGGUGCCGGACGCCGCGAACCUAAGCAGCGCCUGGCGCAACCACAGUGUCCCACUGCGGCUGCGGGACGGCCGCGAGGUGCCCCACAGCUGCCGCCGCUACCGGCUCGCCACCAUCGCCAACUUCUCGGCGCUCGGGCUGGAGCCGGGGCGCGAUGUGGACCUGGGGCAACUGGAGCUGGAGAGCUGCCUGGAUGGCUGGGAGUUCAGCCGGGACGUCUAUCUGUCCACCAUUGUGACUGAGCAAGACAGUGGGGCCCACAAUGCUAUGAAAAACAGGAUGGGGAGGAAGCCUGCUCUCUGCCUUCCUGCCCAGUGGAACCUGGUGUGUGAGGACGACUGGAAGGCCCCACUCACGAUCUCCUUGUUCUUCGUGGGUGUGCUGUUGGGCUCCUUCGUUUCAGGGCAGCUGUCAGACAGGUUUGGCCGGAAGAAUGUGCUGUUCGUGACCAUGGGCAUGCAGACAGGCUUCAGCUUCCUGCAGAUCUUCUCAAAAAACUUUGAGAUGUUUGUCGUGCUGUUUGUCCUUGUAGGCAUGGGCCAGAUCUCCAACUAUGUGGCAGCAUUUGUCCUGGGGACAGAAAUUCUUGGCAAGUCAGUUCGUAUAAUAUUCUCUACGUUAGGAGUAUGCAUAUUUUAUGCAUUUGGCUACAUGGUGCUGCCACUGUUUGCUUACUUCAUCCGAGACUGGCGAAUACUGCUGGUGGCACUGACGAUGCCGGGGGUGCUGUGCGUGGCACUCUGGUGGUUCAUCCCUGAGUCCCCUCGAUGGCUCAUCUCUCAGGGACGAUUUGAAGAGGCAGAGGUGAUCAUCCGCAAGGCUGCCAAAGCCAAUGGAAUUGUUGUGCCUUCCACCAUCUUUGACCCAAGUGAGUUACAAGACCUAAGUUCCAAGAAGCAGCAGUCCCACAACAUUCUGGAUCUGCUUCGAACCUGGAAUAUCCGGAUGGUCACCAUCAUGUCUAUAAUGCUGUGGAUGACCAUAUCAGUGGGCUAUUUCGGGCUUUCCCUUGAUACUCCUAACUUGCAUGGGGACAUCUAUGUGAACUGCUUCCUUUCAGCGGUGGUUGAAGUCCCAGCAUACGUGUUGGCCUGGCUGCUGCUGCAAUAUUUGCCCCGGCGCUAUUCCAUGGCCACUGCCCUCUUCCUGGGUGGCAGUGUCCUUCUCUUCGUGCAACUGGUACCCCCAGACUUGUAUUAUUUGGCUACAGUCCUGGUGAUGGUGGGCAAGUUUGGAGUCACGGCUGCCUUUUCCAUGGUCUACGUGUACACAGCUGAGCUGUAUCCCACGGUGGUGAGAAACAUGGGUGUGGGAGUCAGCUCCACAGCGUCCCGCCUGGGCAGCAUCCUGUCUCCCUACUUUGUUUACCUUGGUGCCUACGACCGCUUCCUGCCCUACAUUCUCAUGGGAAGUCUGACCAUCCUGACAGCUAUCCUCACCUUGUUUCUCCCAGAGAGCUUCGGUACCCCACUCCCAGACACCAUUGACCAGAUGCUAAGAGUCAAAGGAAUGAAACACAGAAAAACUCCAAGUCCCACAAGGAUGUUAAAAGAUGGUCAAGAAAGGCCCACAAUCCUUAAAAGCACAGCCUUCUAACAUAGCUUCCAGUAAGGGAGAAACUGAAAAGGAAAGACCGUCUUGCCAGAAAUGGCCAGCUUGUGCAGACUCCAAGUCCUUCAGUGACAAAGGCCUUUGCUGUUUAUCCUCUUGAUCUGUGUCUGACUUGCUCAUGGAUGGGCACCCACACUCAGAGGCUACAUAUGGUCCUAGAGCACCACCUUCCUCUAGGGACACUGUGGCUACCUAUAGACAACUUCAUCUAAGUCCUAUUAUAAUGACGGACUCAGCACCUCCGAAGAAGUUAAUUUUUCACUAGAACCAGUGAGAUCUGGAGGAAUGUGAGAAGCAUACGCUAAAUUUACAUUUUAAUUUUAGACUACUUGAAAAGGCCCCUAAUAAGGCUAGAGGUCUAAGUCCCCUGCCCCUUUUCCCACUCCCCUCUAAUGGUGAACUUUAGAGGAAAAGGAAGUAAUUGCACAAGGAGUUUGAUUCUUACCUUUUCUCAGUUACAGAGGACAUUAACUGGAUCAUUGCUUCCCCAGGGCAGGAGAGCGCAGGGCUAGGGAAAGUGAAAGGUAAUGAAGAUGGAGCAGAAUGAGCAGAUGCAGAUCACUGGCGAGUGCAUUGAUGUGUGAGCUCUUAGACCACUCAGCAUGAUGACUGAGUAGACUUGUUUACAUCUGAUCAAAGCACUGGGCUUGUUCAGGCUCAUAAUAAAUGCACCAUUGAAUCUACUAUUCUUGUUUUCCACUGCUAUGGAAACCUCCUUGCUACUAUAGCGUUUUAUGUAUGGUUUAAAGGAAGUUUAUCAGGUGAGAGAGAUGAGCAACCUUGUCUUUUCUCUCAAAGCUGUAACAUGGGUUUUAUUGUUUAUUUGUUUGUUGUUGUAUUCUUUUCUCCUUAAGUUAUUUGCCCUUCAGAAUACACUUGGGAAAGGCUGGUUCCUUAGUCUGCUGGUUUGUGUCUUUUUUUUUUUUUAAACACAGAAUCACUCUGGCAAUUGUCUGCAGCUGCCACUGGUGCACGGCCUUACCAGCCCUAGCCUCUAGCACUUCUCUAAGUGCCAAAAACAGUGUCAUUGUGUGUGUUCCUUUUUUGAUACUUAAUCAUGGGAGGAUAUUACAAAGAAGAAAUUUAAAUUGUGUUCACGGUCUUUCAGAGUAGCUCACUUUAGUCCUGUAACUUUAUUGGGAGAUAUUUUGUGUUCAGUGUAAUUGUCUUCUCUUUGCCGAUUAUGUUACCAUGGUACUCCUAAAGCAUAUGCUUCACCUGGUUAAAAAAGAACAAACAUGUUUUUGUGAAAGCUACUGAAGUGCCUUAGGAAAUGAGAAAGUUUUAAUAAGUAAAAUGAUUUUUUAAAUAACA